This is a messenger RNA of Protopterus annectens (West African lungfish), 6410 nucleotides long. RefSeq names its product aggrecan (gene ACAN). Gene Ontology annotation, biological process: cell adhesion. Bases 406 to 5976 code for a protein of 1856 amino acids. Gene Ontology annotation, molecular function: calcium ion binding; hyaluronic acid binding. NCBI's taxonomy places the organism in Eukaryota, Metazoa, Chordata, Ceratodontiformes, Protopteridae. The transcript is spliced from 19 exons. The record is from RefSeq and is a predicted model, not a curated record.
CAGCUUCAUCAGGAGGAGUCCAGCCCAUGCCUGAAGCUUUUUCUAUACUUUUUAGUUCAACUUGCUGCAUCACUGAAUCCAUCUUUCCUUUUGGUUCCAAACUCACCUCCUGCACACUUCAGUGCUCUUGUUCAGCUGCUUAUGCUGUUGCUACUUCUGUUUCCUUCCUGGGAACCUAACACGUACAAGAAGAGUUCUACAGAAAUUGUUUUCUUUCUUUUUUGUGCAUUCAGAAUUAAACUUAAGAAAAUAUAACUACAGCAAGGAAAAGUUCUGAAAAGACUGUAAAAAAAAAAAAAACUAUACAAAAAAGUUAGAAGACAUAAAGAGGACAGCAUCCUACCAGGUGUAUGGGACUACGAUAACUGCUAUACAGUACAACACUGAACUCAUAAAAGAAAAACUAUGACCACUUUGUUAUUAGUAAUCGUUGGCUUCCGAGUCAUCGCUGCAGCAAUAUCUGUUGAACUUUCAGGUCACGUCAAUGAGCUGGAAGUCAGCAUUCCUGUAACAUCUCCUUUACAAGUUACCUUGGGAAGAAGCCUAAUGAUUCCCUGCUACUACAACUUCCUAUCAUUAUCAACAAACGCUAAUUCCUCAUUCUAUCUUUCUACUCGUAUAAAAUGGAGCAAAGUGUCACAAAACAUAGAGACUGUUAUCCUAGUGGCAACUGCUGGCAAAGUUCGCAUCAGUUCUGCUUAUCAGGGAAGAGUCAAAAUGAGCAUGUAUGAAAGCUUCCCUUCAGAUGUGUCGCUGGAAAUUGACUCCGUCAGUUCGAAAGACUCAGGAAUAUAUGCCUGUGAAGUGAUGCAUGGAAUAGUUGACAGUCAAGUCCCUGUAGAAGUCUCAGUGAAAGGAAUUGUUUUCCACUACCGGGCCAUAUCCACCAGGUACACCUUAGAUUUUGAGAAGGCACAACAGGCAUGUAUUGAGAACAGUGCUGUCAUUGCAACUCCGGAGCAGCUUCAAGCAGCUUAUGAUGAUGGAUAUGACCAAUGCGAUGCUGGCUGGCUGGCGGAUCAGACUGUCAGAUAUCCCAUCCAUAGACCUCGUGAGGGCUGUUAUGGUGAUAAAGAUGAAUUUCCUGGUAUCAGAACAUAUGGUAUAAGAGAGCUUAAUGAAACAUAUGAUGUUUACUGUUUUGCGGAAGAACUAAAUGGUCAGGUAUUCUAUGCUACUGCACCCACUAAAUUCACUUUCCAGGAAGCUCAAGAAAAGUGUCAAAGUGAGGGUGCUCGACUGUCAACCACUGGAGAACUAUACCUUGCCUGGAAGGAUGGCAUGGAUGUGUGCAGUGCUGGAUGGCUUGCAGACGGCAGUGUCAGAUACCCCAUCUCUAAGCCAAGGCCUACAUGUGGAGGCAAUCUAGUGGGAGUUCGCACUGUGUACCGCUUUCCAAACCAGACAGGCUACCCGGAUCCUCUGUCACGUUAUGAUGCUAUAUGUUUUAAAGGUGUAACAACAGAAGCUCCAAAACUUGAACCUAGAGCAGAUGUCACAAUAGAAACUGUUACUGAUGACCAAGAAGAGGAGAUUUUUACCCAUCAUCCUACUGAAGAAGAGGCAGUAGGAGGCCCUGUAAUCACUCUUGAACCAAGCAAUAUUACUGAAGAAGUGUCUGAGCCUUAUUUUACAACAGAAGCCAUAACUCUUACACCAGAGUCUACACCAGAGUCCACAGAGACAGAAACUGCCCUACCAGUAACAUUUGAGCCCAUUCUAGUCCCUAUUACUUAUGUGCAAAUCAUGGAAGUACCCCCCACGCCAGUUGUUCCUGAAGAAACUGUUACAUCAGUCACUCAGUUACCCCCAUCUAGCUUAACUGAGGAAAUUACAACCUCACCGAUCAUCAUAGAGGAGAGCACUGCCCCAGAAGUGGUCAUUCCUGAAAGUACCACAGUUGAAAUUUUGCAGGUGACCAGUGACUCUGAAAAGGAAGCUAUAACAGCAAUAACCAGCCAUGAGGAAGUUACAGAGGAAAAGACCACACCUGAAGUUGAAACGCCCUAUGUCACCGAUGAGCCGGUAGUUGAUACAGCAGUGGCUGGGACAGCAGCCCCCUUUAAAGGUAUCCUGUUUCAUUACCGAGCUGCGUCCAGUCGAUAUUCACUUAAUUUCAAUCAAGCUAAACAGGCUUGCCUGGACAACAAUGCUGUCAUUGCCACUCCAGAACAGAUGCAGGCUGCUUAUGAGGCUGGUUUUGAACAAUGUGAUGCUGGUUGGUUAUCUGAUCAAACAGCCAGGUAUCCAAUUGUAAGACCAAGGCAGAGGUGUUAUGGAGACAAGAUCAUCCAUCCAGGAGUGAGAAGCUAUGGAAUCCGUAAUCCACAUGAAAAGUAUGAUGUAUACUGCUAUAUUGAACACUUGCAAGGAGAAGUGUUUUUCGCAACUUCACCAAAUCUGUUCACCUUUCAAGAAGCUAAAGAUUACUGUAAGGGACAAAAUGCAGUACUGGCUUCUACAGGACACCUUUAUGCUGCUUGGAAGGAAGGUCUGGAUGUAUGUCGCAGAGGCUGGCUCUCAGAUAGAAGUGUUCGCUACCCAAUUGUCCAACCUAGACCUUCAUGUGGAGGUGACAGUCCAGGAGUGAGGACCAUCUAUAUCUUCCCCAAUCAAACUGGUUACCCACACCCUUGGAACCGAUACAAUGCUUUCUGCUUCAGAGCUUUCCCUACCACAGAAGAUCUGGUAACAGAAGGUACUGUACAGCCUCCUAGCAUUGAUGAAGAGGUAAUAGUCACUGCCAUUGCACCAUCAUUAGAAAAAGUUCCCACUGAGGAUAUCACAAGUUCUACCUUCACACCUUUCAUGGAACAAGAAACAGUGAGUCCAACAGCUGUGCCUCCUUCAACACUGAUCCCAGAAGAUUCUAGUGCUGACUUGAUCUCUGGUGAACCUUCUGGCUUUGCAGAUGUCAGUGGUCAGCCAUCUGGAGAUGUUUCUGGGGAUGUAAGUGGAGAAUCCUCAGCUGGAAUUGAUGUUAGUGGACUGCAUCCAGGACGUACAGAACUAUCAGGAGAUUUUGAAACUAGUGGAGCACCAUCUGGACUGCCUGACAUUAGUGGAGAGACCCCGGUGAUUACUGAUACUAGUGGACUUCAUCCAAUAACUACAGGACUAUCAGGAGAUUCUGAACAACAUUCUGGACAAGAAGCUUCAGGUAUACCUACAAUAACCCUGGUAGACUCUGAGGUAGUCAGCAUUACCAAAGUCACAGAGCCUGCUACUGAAAUGCAACAAGGGGAAGAGCCAUCUGCUUUCUUUCCUGGCAGUGGGCUACCAUCAGCUGAGCUGCCAGAUAUCAGUGGGGAAGUCCCUGAGUCUUCUGGAAUAAUUUCUGGAAUCCCUGAUAUUAGUGGGGCACCUUCAGGUCCUACAGAUGUUAGUGGAGAGAGAAGAAUUCCAGACCAUAGUGGACUAUCCUCUACUGAUAUGGAUACCAGUGGAGAGCCUUCUGAUUUAUCUGGAAUAGUUUUAAUAACUUCUGAAUCAACUGAUAUUACUACAGAGGCUUCAGAAGCACAAGAAGCAGGAAAGGGACCUACUGCCAUACUUGAAAUCAGUGGAUCACCAUCAGGUGAUGUAUCAGGUGAUGUAUCAGGUGAUGUAUCAGGUGAUGUUUCAGGUACAACUUCUGCAAUAUUAGACAUCAGUAGAAUAGCAUCUGGGGUGGAAGAGAUUAGUAGUGCAUUUUCUGGUAUCCAUGAUAUUACUGAACAACCUUCAGGAUUAGUAGAUACCAGUGGACUACCUUCUGGAGUCCAAGAUAUAUCUGGUAUAUCAUCUGGACUUCCGAUUACAUUUGUGGACACCACUUAUGCUGAAAUUACUAGUAAACCAUCUGUUGAGGAAGAACAGAAAGGAAUUACAGAGAUCAGUGGACUUCCAUCUGGGGAGUCAGAUACAUCUGGAAUUACAAGUGGCCUUCCUUCUGGGGUCCUAGAUAUUACUCUUGUGGAUGCCACUCUAUCUGAAGUUGCCAUUAAGCCUUCCCAUACUACAGAAGCUGGCAGAGGUAGCAUAGAAAUCAGUGGAUUACCAUCUGGAGAGGUAUCUGGAUUUCUCGAGCCACCUUCUAAAAUAGACGUUAGUGGAGAAAUCUCUGGAGUUUCAGGACUUGGUGAUUUACCAUCUGGAAUACCUACCAUUAGUGGGGAACCUUCAGGAGUAGAAUAUGUUAGUGGACUUCCUUCUGGAAUCUCAGAAACUAGUGGGAUUCCAUCAGGCAUUACAUUAGUGGAUACCACCUUAACAGAAAUUGGUGCAAAAUCAAUCAUUACCCAAGAAGCAACAGAAGGCACAUCUGCUAUUAUGGAGAUACCAUCUGGAAUCCCUACCAUCAGUGGUGAGCCUUCAGGAGUGGAAUAUGUUAGUGGACUUCCUUCUGGCAUCUCAGAAACUAGUGGGAUCCCUUCAGGCAUUACAUUAGUGGAUACCACCUUAACAGAAAUUGGUGCAAAAUAUAUCAUUACCCAAGAAGCAGCAGAAGGUACAUCUGCUAUUAUGGAGUUACCAUCUGGAAUCCCUACCAUCAGUGGGGAACCUUCAGGAGUGGAAUAUGUUAGUGGACUUCCUUCUGGCAUCUCAGAAACUAGUGGGAUUCCUUCAGGCAUUACACUAGUGGAUACCACCUUAACUGAAAUCGGUGCACAACUGCCCAUCACCCAAGAAGCAACAGAAGGCACAUCGGCUAUUACAGAAAUCAGUGGACUUCCCUCAACAGACCUGCUUGGAUUUCCAGAUAUCAGUGGAACUCCAUCUGGUUCUGUAAUUGUCAGUGGUGAGACCCCCUCUGGAAUUGAAGUUGCUAGUGGAAACAUAUCAAGAACAUGGGCCAGUGGCGAACUACCAACAGAAUCAGGAGUUAGUGGGGAGCCAUCUGGAAUUUCAGGGAUUACACUGGUAUCAACUGAACUUGUAGAAAGCAUCACAUUCCCCUCUGUUGAACAAGAAGUAGCGGUAGGACCAACUGUUACAGUGGCACAAGAAAUCAGUGGAGCUACAAGUGCUGAUACAAGUGGAACGGGAUCUGGUGUCAGUGGUAUCACCACAGAGACUUUGGCAUCUGGUGAUCAAAUUUCUAUGAUCACAAAAGUUUCAGGAACAUGUGCAGACAAACCCUGUGGGUCAGGAACAUGCAUCGAUCAGGAAAUGGGCUUCGUCUGCCAGUGCCCCUCUGGAUUUUCUGGAGACCGCUGUCAGAUUGAACUUGAUGUGUGCCACUCAAGCCCUUGUAAGAAUGGAGCUACGUGCAUCGAUGGCAACGACUCUUUCAAAUGCUUAUGCCUUCCCAGCUACGGAGGGGACUUCUGUGAGAUCGAUUUACAGGUAUGUGAAGAAGGCUGGAUCAAGUUCCAGGGGCAUUGUUACAAGCACUUCUCUGACAGGGAGACAUGGAUAGAUGCUGAGACGAAGUGUCGGGAACAAAGUGCUCACUUGGUUAGCAUUUUAACUCCUGAAGAACAGGAAUUUGUAAAUCAAAAUGCUCAAGACUACCAGUGGAUAGGUCUGAAUGACAAAACAUUAGAACAUGAUUUCCGCUGGUCUGACGGUCACUCCCUGCAAUUUGAAAAGUGGAUGCCUCACCAGCCAGAUAACUACUUUGCCAAUGGAGAAGACUGCGUCGUGAUGGUGUGGAAUAUGCAUGGCGAGUGGAAUGAUGUCCCCUGUAACUACCAUUUACCAUUUACAUGCAAAAAAGGAACAGUGGCAUGUGGUGACCCACCAUCUGUCAGUAAUGCAGCAACAUUUGGAAGGAAGAAAGAUCGGUAUGAAAUUGGUUCUUUGAUAAGGUAUCAUUGUAAUGCAGGAUUAAUUCAGCGUCAUCUUCCAACAAUCAGAUGUCAGACAACUGGACAGUGGGAAGAGCCUCAAAUUACAUGCAUAGAUUCUGCCACCUACAAUCACAGACGGCACAAGAGAAACAGCAGAAGUCGAACACUGAAGCUAACAAAACACCACAGCAUCUCUAAAUAAAAUCCCCACAACUACCAGAAAAAAAUAUUUUACAGAACAUUUAUAGUAACAAAAGAGUAAUUUUCCUCUUUUCAUGUAAGACAUUUGUAAAAAGAAUUUGUGUAUGUAUAUAUAAAUAUAUAUAUUUUUUGUUUGUUUUUUCUUUUUUUUUUUUUUUUUUGUCAAAAACACCAAAGCAAACAACAGAUUCUGGCAUUUAAAUUGCCCAGUCAUUCAACUUCACGGACUGCCUUUUUGGCUUUGUUAUUUUUUUGGUGGGAGGGAAGGUAGAAAAAUGACAUUUGUAAUUCUUUGAUUGUACCUAACGUAAUUAUUUUUCUUUGUAAGUUAAUGUCCAGAUGACAUAUAAGAAACAUUUAAAAAGCACCAUGUUUAAAGGACUUUUACACACUCACACACACACACACACACACACACACACACACACACACACA